This is a messenger RNA of Hylaeus volcanicus, 2337 nucleotides long. Its product is annotated as transcriptional regulator ATRX. The transcript is spliced from 4 exons. NCBI's taxonomy places the organism in Eukaryota, Metazoa, Arthropoda, Insecta, Hymenoptera, Colletidae. The record is from RefSeq and is a predicted model, not a curated record. Bases 1 to 2337 code for a protein of 778 amino acids.
AUGACUCCGUCAAAGGUCGAUCGUCCUUACCGUUGCCAGCGAUACCUGGUAUGUUUCGUAGUGGUAAUCUUGUGCGUCUCGGUGAACGCAAGAUUUCACCAGGAAUCCUUCAAAUCUGACCACGACUAUCCAUGGACCGACCACGAUAUUUCCCUAGACUUUGCGUCCUCCGAGCACUCGCCGUCUUUCAGUCGAUUUUCAGACUUGAGGAAGAGACACUUGGACUUCGACUCCGUCGAGCCUUUCCGCGAACCCAAAGAGUGGUUCACAGCAUCCGCCACUAAAAGGGAGCCCAGAGAGGACAAGAGCUUUAAGAAGAUGGUAUCUCCGUUUUAUACCAUCACGGAGAAAGACUCUCAGAAGUACAGGGACGUCGUGCUGAAGUCUGGUCUCCCGUAUUGCCAAAAGAUAAAGGCGAAACGGCCGGACAAAGUGGUUUGCUACAAAUGCAAGAACCCUAAAAACGGCGCCACCUACGAGCAAUGCUCCUACAUGUCGUCGCAACCGUUGUCCGACUCCAGCAACGUCGAGGACGUGUUCUCGACGCCAUCGAGCUUCAGGAGCAAACGAUCCCAUCCAUACAAAGGCUCCGAUGGUUACAGGAAACGUGAAAGCCCGUAUAGAUUCAGCGACAGGCUGUUCACGGACGCGACGGACGAGGUUCCGGCGCAGUACAGAAACAAGGACGAGAAGUGCGAAAAGGUCGUGAAGAACUCCAUGGUCUGCAUGGUGUGCAAGGACACAAAGAGCAACGGGAAGUACGAGCAGUGCUCCUACGUCGGACAACCUAACGAGAAGAAGUACGCGUACACCAAAUCCAGCGCCUUGAAGAACCCUGAAAGAGGAGGAACGAAGGAGGAAGAUAUCGAGAGGUCCGAUCGUGAGGACGCGGAGGAAUCAUCCGAGCAUUCCGAUCGAGACUACUCCGCCACCAAGCCAGUCAGAGAACACUCGAGUCCUGAAAACGACCAACCCGAUAGACGAACUCCCGAGGAAUCCAAGGAUUCGUCCGAAAACUGCAAGCAAGUGGAAAAGGACUCGAAGACCUGCACCGUCUGCAAGAACCCCAAGACGGGAGCCAAUUACGAGAAGUGUUCGUACACUUACGAGCCCGACGAUAAGGUCUACAAAUACAGUAGGUCAAAGAGCAUUGGGAAUCCGCGCGGUUCGUCCGAAGAGGACGAAGACGACGACAAGGGUUCGAGGUACCAAGGUACAUCCUCGGAGAAAAAACAGAGGAGCGAACCGGAAGAAUACAGCAGUGACUACUCGAUUCCUGAAAGCUUCUACGAGAAACGCCGCUCUCCCGAAUCGAGUUUGUACUUCAAGGACCACGAGCCCAGCUCCAGCUAUCGUCGAACCACUCCCGAGGACUUCAAGUCCACUUCGGAAGAGGACGAGGACGAUUUCUCCGGAUACGAAAAGUCCAAGUCAGAGUCGGCGAAGGUCGCCAAAAGCAUCGAGCCUAGCAACUGCAAAGAGGUACAGAAGAACUCCAUGACCUGUACGAUCUGCAAGGACCCUAAGACGGGAAGCAACUCCGAGCAGUGCUCGUACAAAUCUCAGCCAACCGACAAGAGCUUCGCCUACACCAGAUCGAAGUCCUUCGGUAGCCCAACCAAGACAGACGACAAGUCCUCCGAAAAGUCCGAGAAGAACAAGGAGUCCCUUGAACCAGUUUACAAACAACGAACCUACGGGUUCUCCUCCGAGAAGGAACCCUACAGCACCAACAGCAACCCUAAACGGGAGUAUCGCGAGUUCGUUUCCCCUAGCGUGUCCGAAUCCGAGGCGAAGGAGGAGUCAACGACGAAAGCUGCCGCGAAGAAAAUCGACGCCGACUUUUACGAGGCCUUCAAGAAGAAAGCUGAGAUACAAAAGGUCUUACAAGAGUUCCAGAAGGAGGAUCGUUCGAACUGCAAGAAAUUGAUGCGCAACAAAAUGACCUGCUAUCAGUGCACGGACGAGAAAGGCUUCCAGAAGGAGGAAUGCGCGUUCAUUGCCGCUGACGAAGCUGCCGAAGACAAGGCGGAGUCCACCGAGUCGAAAGAUGUCCAGGAGCCUACCAAGAAGAUGUCUAGGUCGACCAUCAUCGAGAGACGCGUGGGUAACGUUCCCCUCGACUCGGAUGCUUCGGCCAGCGAGAAUAUUCACGAGAAGAAGAAACCCGCGAUACAGGAGGAGGAAGAGCUGAAGGAAGUCGAGCCUUACGAGUACGUCGCUGAGACCAAGCCCGUCUUCGACAAAAUCCUCGGGAUCACCCUUCCAGCGUUCAUGCUGAGCACUUCCGAGGACGAAAAGGAAUUCGAUAGGGCUGUGGCGUCCGGUAGAAAUUAA